UGUCCAGGCUGUGGUGUCAUGGAUCUGUGUGUGACCAUCAAAGGGGUUUCCUUCCUCUUGCAAACAGGUAUGGGAAUCUUGGGGAAUGUUGUGGUGCUUUUGGCUUAUGCCCACAUCAUUUGCACAGAGCCCAAGCUUCUUCCUGUAGACAUGAUCUUGUGCCACCUAGCUUUUGCCAACCUGAUGCUGCUCCUGACUCGCUGCGUCCCCCAGACCAUGACUGUGUUUGGGCUGAGGGACCUUCUGAAUGAUCCCGGCUGUAAAGUGGUGAUCUACGCCUACCGCAUUGGCCGGGCUUUGUCUGUCUGCAUUACCUGUAUGCUCAGCGUUUUUCAGGCAGUAAUCAUCGCUCCUGCUGGGCCUCGCCUGUCCAGGCUGAAGCCUGCACUUCCCUCCCUGGUCCUCCCCACAUUUGCUGGGCUGUGGUUCCUCAACAUGGCCAUUUGCAUUGCAGCCCCUUUCUUCUCUAUGGCUCCACGUAAUGGCACUGUUCCCGCUUUUACGCUCAACCUCGGCUUCUGUCAUGUGGACUUCAGAGACAGCCUGUCCUAUGUUAUUAAUGGAGUGGCUGUCUCUGGGAGGGAUUUUGUAUUUGUUGCCCUGAUGGUAGGCUCUAGCGGUUAUAUCCUCCUGCUUCUCCACCGCCACAGCCAUCAGGUGAGAGGGAUCCGUCGCUCUCAGGGUGGCAAGGCAGAGACCAGGGCGGCAAAAACAGUGCUGACCCUGGUGAUUCUCUAUGUGGUCUUCUUUGGCAUUGAUAAUGUAAUCUGGAUCUACAUGCUGACGGUGCCAAAGGUGUCACCAGUGGUGGCUGAUAUGAGGGUGUUCUUCUCAUCCUGCUAUGCCUCUCUCAGCCCUUACUUUAUUAUGUCCUCCAACAAGAAGGUCAAGGGGAAGAUUGUGUGUGCAGCUGAGCAUGACCAACCAUCAGUGGACACUCAAGAGUCCAAUGACAAAUGA
Melanotaenia boesemani (Boeseman's rainbowfish) is the source of this 960-nucleotide messenger RNA. Its product is annotated as olfactory receptor class A-like protein 1. The transcript has a single exon. Lineage: Eukaryota; Metazoa; Chordata; Actinopteri; Atheriniformes; Melanotaeniidae. Gene Ontology annotation, biological process: G protein-coupled receptor signaling pathway. Gene Ontology annotation, molecular function: pheromone receptor activity. The coding region runs from base 19 to 960 and encodes 313 amino acids. The record is from RefSeq and is a predicted model, not a curated record. Gene Ontology annotation, cellular component: membrane.